Cetraspora pellucida is the source of this 132-nucleotide messenger RNA. The record is from the annotation of a GenBank genome assembly. Lineage: Eukaryota; Fungi; Glomeromycota; Glomeromycetes; Diversisporales; Gigasporaceae.
AUAGAAUUAAUCAAGCUAACUUGGUACAAAUACCAACAUAUCUAUAUUGGGUACAAUAUAAUGAAUUAAUCCAAAUCAAGAAUAAUGAACCUUUGAAACAAUCAGACUUAGAUUGGCAAGAUUAUAAACAGU